Molecule: messenger RNA, 3687 nt
Organism: Rhinichthys klamathensis goyatoka
Lineage: Eukaryota; Metazoa; Chordata; Actinopteri; Cypriniformes; Leuciscidae
Gene: phaf1
Product: phagosome assembly factor 1
Exons: 16
Coding region: 950-2227 (425 amino acids)
Biological process (GO): Golgi to plasma membrane protein transport
Cellular component (GO): synaptic vesicle membrane; trans-Golgi network; dendrite
Source: RefSeq, a predicted model, not a curated record
CACCGGAAGUUGAAUAAUCAGCUGAUCAUGGUGUUUUGGAUGGAAGUUGUUUUUGGCACGGAGGGGCUCUUUCUUUAUCAUCUUAAGCCAAUCUUAAACGUCAAAGACACCGGAAAAUAAAGCUGCAUGUAACAGUGCGGCGCCUCCAACAACCGAAACGUCCGAACGCGGAGAAAUCCGUGUCAUUAUGAACAGAUGGUGGUCAUAAGUGAUGAUCUGUUUGCUUGCUGUUGAAUCAUCGGAAAGAAAGAAAACAACGUCAGGCGAAGCUCGAACGAGUCACUGAUAGUCUGAUGUAUGUGUCUCGAGUCAUAUAGACCGGUCAUAAAAAGCUUAAAUGCAUGUAAUGUAACUGUUUGGACACGAAACGGCCUUCGUUCGCUGUAAUAAAUAGUAGCUUACGAGUUUUAUGUGAUUCAGGAGUAAGUCAAAGGUCAGAUCAAAGUAUUUUUUUUUUUACAACUGACAGCAGUUUUAUAAAUACUUUAAUUCCAUGUAUGUGAGAUAUAAGAUAAUUAACGCCUUGAAUUAAUUCAUGCUUAAGAAAGUUGAUAAAAGAGCAGCAACCUGUAACCAAUUGUUCCUUCCUGACAUCAGCUCGCUGUGACUGACAUACAGUUUACUUGUCUAAUUUAUUUAAGCUUAAGUCAUAUUGACCUUUUUAUUCGUGUGUAUCUGUUAUUCGUUUUAUAGUGUUAUUUAUAAGUAUGGUGACAGUGGAAUGCGUUGAUAGCUGGAUUGCAUCACUUGUGUUUUGACAUAUCUGACGUCAGGGUGUCGUGUGUCACUCAAACUGUGUUUAAAGUGUGUGGGAGCUUUUUAAACGUACUACUUCGUUAAAUUUGGACUCGUUGAUUUAACGGUGGAUUAUUCAAGAUUUUUUGAGAGGGAAGAUUCAGAUCUGGCACAGUCAGAGAUCCUCGUUGAUAUCCCCAAUUUCUCCCCGCCAAUGCUGGAUCUGGAGGUCGUUCCUGAGCGAUCUUUGGGAAAUGAACAAUGGGAAUUCGCAUUAGGGAUGCCAUUGGCCCAGGCCAUUUCCAUAUUACAGAAACACUGCAGAAUCAUAAAAAAUGUCCAGGUGCUCUACAGCGAACAAAUGCCACUCAGCCACGACCUCAUUCUCAACUUGACUCAGGAUGGAAUUAAACUGCUGUUUGACGCCUGCAAUCAGAGACUGAAAGUCAUUGAAGUGUACGAUUUGAGCAAAGUGAAACUGAAAUACUGUGGAGUACAUUUUAACUCUCAGGCAAUAGCACCUACUAUUGAGCAGAUUGAUCAGUCCUUUGGCGCUACUCAUCCAGGAGUCUACAAUGCUGCCGAGCAGCUCUUCCACCUGAACUUCCGAGGGCUUUCCUUCUCCUUUCAGCUGGACUCCUGGAGUGAAGCUCCUAAAUAUGAGCCUAACUUUGCCCAUGGCUUGGCCUCCCUGCAGAUUCCCCAUGGGGCCACUGUCAAACGGAUGUACAUUUACUCCGGAAACAACCUUCAAGAAACCAAGGCUCCGGUGAUGCCUCAGGCCUGUUUCCUUGGUAAUGUGUAUGCAGAGAGUGUGGAGGUGCUGAGGGAUGGGGCGGGACCCAUGGGUCUCAAAUUUCGUCUCCUCACCGCAGGAUGUGGCCCGGGAGUGUUGGCUGAUACGAAAGUGCGGGCUGUUGAGAGAAACAUCUACUUUGGAGAUUCUUGUCAGGAUGUUUUGAGUGCUCUUGGCUCCCCACAUAAGGUCUUCUACAAGUCAGAGGACAAGAUGAAGAUCCAUUCACCCUCCCCUCACAAGCAAGUCCCGUCCAAAUGUAAUGACUACUUCUUUAAUUAUUAUAUUCUAGGAGUGGAUAUACUGUUUGACUCUUCAACCCACCUGGUCAAAAAAUUUGUCCUUCACACCAACUUCCCUGGUCAUUACAAUUUUAACAUAUAUCAUCGGUGUGAUUUCAAAAUUCCUCUUGUCAUUAAAAAAGAUGGGGCAGACGCUCAGAGUGAGGACUGCAUUCUGACCACUUACAGCAAAUGGGAUCAGAUUCAGGAGCUGCUAGGACACCCCAUGGAAAAACCAGUUGUGCUACACAGGUCAUCCUCUGCAAACAACACCAACCCUUUUGGUUCCACAUUUUGUUUUGGACUGCAGAGAAUGAUAUUUGAGGUCAUGCAGAAUAACCACAUAGCUUCUGUGACUCUCUACGGAGCGCCUCGUCCAAGUAGCCUGGCCCGUGCCGAGCCCAGUGGCCACUGAGGAAUCCGCCAUGCCCACGGUGCCCGUCCAGCCCUGCAGAGCCUCUGAACUGACCAGUAGAGUGUGCCUUCACUCACUGCUGCCAUCACACAAGCUAAAGCAAGACAUGCUGGGAGUUUCUCUGGAGUUAAACUCUUCCCCCCUCAAUUCGGUCUCCUCAAUAAUAGCAUGGAGGCUGCCCUCAGCCUGCUAAUAAUCUCAGAUAACCAUGCAAACCUGGCUCUGCCCCCAAAGCUUUAACCCAGACAUGCAUCAACGUCAGCAUCGUUAUAGUACUUGUGGAUGCACAGUGAUUCAUUUCCACACAAGCAUAUGUGAUUUUUUUUUGCCCAACCUUCUAAAUUUCCAUACCAGACGCACCAAAGGGCGAACAUUGAACCGAUUUCUCCUCUGCACGCUAAACACUUUAACAAAAACACACACGCAUUCAAGUUCUUUUGCUUUCCUAUGCGCAGAGGAUGAGAACAAAGUCAAAUGAGGACAAACUUUUGCCGCGUAAAUUCAACGAGUGUGUUUUGUAUGCAUUGACGUAAGGUUACAAGCACAAGCUUGCACAGUGUGGAUCCAGUGCUGUGAAAAUGUUCUUGUGGCACAUGAGCAGGCUCACAUACACGCAUAACGAUUCAGAAACCCAUUUCAUACCAAGUCAGCAGCACAGAUUACCUCCCAUUUCAAUACCCUACACCCGCUUAUGUUGAUUCCGUUAUUGUUUUGUUGUUCAUGAGCUCAUUAGUUUUGAACAUUUGCACUAAAAUACACCUAAUUUACUUGAUAAUUGUCUCCUGUCCACUGAGGAACGUUUUAAUUGCGAGUCUCGGAGAGAAAGAACGGCGGGGGAGGGAACGACGAUGUGCAAUUGGAUUUCAAAGCUAGCUGCAACCCAGACCGGAGAGAAAAGCCACCCACCCAUCGCCGUUUCUUUUUCCCACCGGAUGUCAUGCCGUCAAUUCUGUUUGCGUCCUUUUAUUUUGUUCCAAGUUGAAAGAUGUGAAGUUCUUUUCCCUUGUUCAGUAUCUUAAAGUCUUAACUGCAGAACUGUUUUGUCACCUGAUUGCCAAAUCAUUAGCCAAAGAAGAAACAACAGUUAGCUCUUUGACAUUUUUAAUACCCACAGUGUAAGAACAUUCCCUUUUGAUUUGAUCUAUUAAGUCCCUGAAUUGUUUUUAGCAUAGCAACUCCCAUCAAUUUUUAAUGCUUCUUUAUUUGAAGCUUUCUCUCUUCAGAUUUGUUGCUGUUGUUUCCAUAGCAAGUAGAUGUGAUGUUUUCCAAGCACGGUGUGUCCAUGUCUGUACAGAUCUGUAAAUAGCGUGCAGAAUUUUCAUUGUUUUGUUGCCCUAACGGUACCGUAUCAGAUCAGCUGAUGUUUGGAACUCCCCAGACUGCUAACAUUCGGAGAGUUUCUGGCUUCCUUUGCCAGCUCUUGAGGGACAAUAUAGCAGCUUCCCUCGAGUGUUGUCCUA